AUGCCUGUGGCAUGCAAUUAUUGUCAUGGAGAGGGCCAUAAGAAAGCAAACUGUGAGAAGAGGACGAAGAGCCCUCGCCUGUGCUAUGGUUGUAAAAAGCCAGGCCACAUUCGGGCACAAUGUCCUGACAAAACAAUUGAGAAGGAACGUAAGUGUCAACGCCAAGAAGAUCCUCAAGUUAUCUCACCAGAGAAUGGAGAUAACAACCGCCAGCUUGAAGAAGAACUGGCCCGUCUAGUCAGAGAAAAUGCGAAAAUGCAAGAGGCACUUGUGCAAAGUGAAAAUGCACUUGAGGACAAGAUUGCCCUCGUUGAAGAACAACAACGUAGUCUCGAAGGUAUAACUGAGAGUAGCGAAAUUACAGUCGGACCGACUACAGAAGCACAAGGAGGACUAGCAGGUGAUGAAGACACCAUAAUGACUAAUGAAGCUAUGGCCAACCCACCCAAGGCGACUGGCCAGAAGUCCCGACUGAGAAAUGAUGUUGACCCCACUCUCAUCAUUAAUGGUAAAAGAAACCAAAACAACAAACCCACCCAAGGACUCUUCCCAGAUCCUUCAGCUGUCCACAAGACCAUCAUCACUGAUGGUUUAGGGCAGUAA
Molecule: messenger RNA, 603 nt
Organism: Phycomyces blakesleeanus NRRL 1555(-)
Lineage: Eukaryota; Fungi; Mucoromycota; Mucoromycetes; Mucorales; Phycomycetaceae
Product: CCHC-type zinc finger transcription factor
Exons: 1
Coding region: 1-603 (200 amino acids)
Molecular function (GO): zinc ion binding; nucleic acid binding
Source: RefSeq, a predicted model, not a curated record